This is a messenger RNA of Melampsora larici-populina 98AG31, 918 nucleotides long. RefSeq lists its product as uncharacterized. The record is from RefSeq and is a predicted model, not a curated record. Lineage: Eukaryota; Fungi; Basidiomycota; Pucciniomycetes; Pucciniales; Melampsoraceae. The transcript has a single exon. Bases 1 to 918 code for a protein of 305 amino acids.
AUGUCAGGAAGAGAGAGUGCUUCAGACGAAUCCCAAUUACCCACACCCGCAUCCACUCCAGCUCCAUUCCAAGAGGAGAUCGACAAGACAAACGCCAAUUCUCAGCUCGAAGACCAGUCGGACCAUUCUAGCUCAGCGGAGACAGCUCAAUCAUCUCAUACAGUAACCCCUGCUGGCCAAGAUCCGAGUCUAGUAAUGGCGUCUAAUGACCCCAUAGAUACCGAUACCCCUGCUCAGAGGCAAUCCAUCAAAAUGAACUCAAUCCUCCGUAAGAUAGCGAUAAGUACUAAACUUACUGCUUCCAACUACACUGCUUGGUCAGAUGGAAUACGCUUCGGUUUAAUGGCAACCUCAUAUGAUCACUACCUCGAUUCAGAAGAUGCCGGAGGACAGAUCGAUGCCGAGAUUGUUUUUGCAACCAAGAAGGCUAUUUUUUUCUGGCUUCUUGCUAGUAUCGAAUCCACGCAGUCCACCCGGUUCAUAUCAAUGAUAUCCAAAUUUGAGAACGGAAUCAAGUCGACUACACCUUCACCGUCCCUUCUAUGGAAGACAAUCCGAGACUAUCAUAUAAGCAACUCGGAAUCAGUCAAACUCAUGCUCUGUAGUGAGAUUACUGACUUAUCUCAAGGAUCCACCAAAGACUUAAUCGAUUACAUUGAUAUCUUUAGAUCAAAAGUAGAUGCAUACCUUGGAUCGAAUGGGGAAAUGUCUGAAGAAGAGCAAGCACGUCAAUUUGUCAGAUCACUCAACCGCGAGUGGGCUGAGAAAGGCUGCGACCUUCUGGAUGCCGGGCAUGUGAAGUUUAGAAAUCUAAAAACUGAGCUCAAGAAAACUCACCAGACUCGUAAGAUGUUCUCAUCCAACCGACAACAGUCCAGCCGAAUCGCCGAGACAUCAGAAUCCAGUCAAGGAAAUUGA